Messenger RNA from Prunus armeniaca (apricot), 672 nucleotides. The record is from the annotation of a GenBank genome assembly. NCBI's taxonomy places the organism in Eukaryota, Viridiplantae, Streptophyta, Magnoliopsida, Rosales, Rosaceae.
AUGUCGAACAAUGUGUGUGACUUGUGUACUAUUCGUUCCUUUGGGGUGCGCUGUAGACCCAGCCCUAAUCCCAAAAUUAUUGAGGUUACGUGGCAUCCCCCUUGCUUUGGUUCGGUCAAAAUUAAUACUGAUGGCACUCGCAAAAGUGACUUUGGUAAAGUAGGUAGUGGUGGUGUGUUUCGAGAUUAUCAUGGUUGUGUACAUAGGGCAUUUUGCUCCAAUUUAGAUGUCCCUAGUGCAGUACAUGUUGAAGUUUUAGAUGUCAUCAAGGCCAUUAAGCUUGCUUGGCUUCAUGCUUGGCAUAAUGUUUGGAUUGAAACUGAUUCGUUAUUAGUUACUCAAUUCUUUUGCUCUCCUCAUUUGUUCCCUUGGCACUUGCGAUUUGAUUGGCAGAAUUGCUUGCAUCGUCUCCAGUACAUGUUGUUUAAGAUUUCUCAUAUAUUUCGCAAGGGUAAUCAUAGAGUUGACACUUUGGCAAAUCACGAUGUUCAGGGCUCUGGGUUCACGUGGUGGGACAUUGCACCUUCAUUUAUUUUGUCUUCGUCAUCGGGACCAGCUGGGCAUGCCAGGUUUUGGUUUGGUCCCCCUGCUGGGAUGGGCGGGGGCUCUCGAAAUGUGUUGGUCCCUUCUUUGAGGGUUGUGGAUGUUUGUGCAUUCGAUGACCGAUACUGA